This is a messenger RNA of Pelobates fuscus (common spadefoot toad), 1859 nucleotides long. It is a transcript of the gene RAX, whose product is annotated as retina and anterior neural fold homeobox. Gene Ontology annotation, biological process: positive regulation of transcription by RNA polymerase II. The coding region runs from base 459 to 1439 and encodes 326 amino acids. Gene Ontology annotation, molecular function: DNA-binding transcription factor activity, RNA polymerase II-specific; RNA polymerase II cis-regulatory region sequence-specific DNA binding. The transcript is spliced from 3 exons. The record is from RefSeq and is a predicted model, not a curated record. Lineage: Eukaryota; Metazoa; Chordata; Amphibia; Anura; Pelobatidae.
GGACAGCUGACAUACUCACAAAGAACAACAGGGCAGGAAUUGCUUUAAAAUAUCUCAGCAAAGCUGGAGCUGAGUCACUGCUGCUGGAGAGGUCAGAAAGAAAUGAUCCUCUCCACUCCAAGGACAGCCAGACAUCCAUAAACUAUCCAGAAGGAUCUGAUAUACAGCCAGCUUAAAGGAAUCAGCCUGCCUUAGGAAGAUUUGCAGCUUGUUCUGGGUCUGUCACUCUGGGAUAGACGAUCACACUAAGUCAUUUAAAAUUCCACAUUUAAGAAACCUUUCUUUUUUUUCGUGGAAAACUAAAAUAUCUCUGGGACUAGAAGCAUUUUUCCCCCUUUUUUAAUUGUAUAGCCUAAUUGCAGUUCCCAAAGGACCUAUGAUAUUGUAGCUGAAUUUCCCCUCCUUUCAAGGAAAGAAUUGAUUUUAACCCAGUAUUUGAAAUUGAAGAAGGACCCCCCAUGCACCUGCACAGUCCUUCCCUCAUGGCAGAUGGAAACUUCUCUCUUUCUGGACAUUUGGUCAGGAGUCCAGGAGGUAACACUUCCAGACUCCACAGCAUAGAAGCCAUCUUGGGAUUUUCUAAAGAGGACAGUGUCCUGAGCCCAUUCCAGACAGAGGGCAGUCUCAGGAAUGGCAAGGAAGCAGAGACUAGGACUUCUAAGCACUGUCUGCACAAAAUGUCAGAGGAGAUACAGCCCCAGCAGAGUGAUCUGGAGGACAGACAUGAUGAUGGAUAUGGGGACUCCUACUGUACCAAAGGGUCCAGUGAGUGCCUGAGCCCCUGCCUAUCGGCCUCUAACAGCAGUGACACCAAUAAACUUUCUGAUGAUGAACAGCCCAAGAAGAAGCACAGGAGAAACCGGACCACCUUUACCACCUACCAGCUCCAUGAACUGGAGAGAGCUUUCGAGAAGUCCCAUUACCCUGAUGUCUACAGCCGGGAAGAACUGGCUAUGAAAGUCAACCUGCCUGAAGUGAGGGUGCAGGUGUGGUUUCAGAACAGAAGAGCUAAAUGGAGAAGGCAGGAGAAGUUGGAGGUGACCUCAAUGAAAUUACAAGAUUCACCCAUGCUUUCCUUUAAUAGAUCCCCUCAGUCCUCUGGCCUAAGUGCAAUCAGCAGCAGUCUACCACUGGACUCUUGGCUUACACCACCAAUGUCCAACACAACCCCACUGCAAAGCCUCCCAGGGUUUGUUACAACCCCACAAAGCCUACCAGGCAGUUACACCCCUCCACCCUUCAUGAACACUGCACCAGUGGGACAUGCCUUACAACCAUUAGGAGCCAUGGGACCACCUCCACCAUACCAAUGCGGAAGCAACUUUGUGGACAAAUAUCAGAUGGAGGAAAUAGACCCUAGAAAUACCAGCAUAGCUGCCCUCAGAAUGAAAGCUAAAGAACACAUCCAGUCUAUUGGCAAGCCUUGGCAAACCAUAUGAAGGUGGUGAUGGGUAGCUAGCUUGCUCAUUUUGAGAUCUUCUACCCUUUGUCAAUGUACAUAGAACAUCCUUUUGGGGAGAUAUUCCCAUCCAACAAGGUGCCAAGCAAGGACAACCAAACUAUAUAUCCAGAAGACUGGAACUUUGAAAACUAGAGUGAAGAUUGAUUAUUUCUCAUGUGUUCAAAAAACUUACAGUAUACAUUCUUGGUUCUAAAGAAUACAAUUUUCAUGUUUACACACAUAACCCGUUACUGACUCCACUGCUUAUUAAGUUAAAUCAGCGUAAAUCAUCUAAUUAGCAAAUGUGAAUUUGGUAAGAACUUGAAGUCAGUGAUUCUUCAUAUAUUUAUGUCCGUUUAGAUUUGCAACAUUACUGUGUAGAAGCAGACAUCGUUCUAUAAAGAAAGUAUUGAUGUGA